This is a messenger RNA of Manduca sexta (tobacco hornworm), 3289 nucleotides long. It is a transcript of the gene Alh, whose product is annotated as protein AF-10. The record is from RefSeq and is a predicted model, not a curated record. Gene Ontology annotation, molecular function: nucleosome binding; histone binding. Lineage: Eukaryota; Metazoa; Arthropoda; Insecta; Lepidoptera; Sphingidae. Gene Ontology annotation, biological process: regulation of transcription by RNA polymerase II. Gene Ontology annotation, cellular component: nucleus.
CAAAUUCAACAUGGCUUUUGCUUUGCUUGUCCACAAAUGGCAGCCGAGUUGUAAAUCUGAAAUACCUGUGGCAGAUAAUUAACUUAAUAAUAAUAGUUACAAUCGCAUUCGAUUUCGGAGUGUUCAUUUUGUUUUGCAAUAGUUUAAAAUUACGAUUUUUGAUUAGAUUCAAUUGAGUGUAUCUAAAUAAUUCUUAUCGUUGUUGUAAGCGGCAGGUGAGGUGAUAAAAUAGUCAAUAAAUCAAAUAAAGAUGAAUGAAUGAGUUGUUGCCGGCAAUUAAUUUCAAUUCAACAAUGAAGGGAUACAUUUUUUCUCGCGCUUGAAGUUAUAAUGAGGCGGUCAAUAUGAAGGAGAUGGUAGGAGGAUGCUGUGUGUGCUCGGACGAGCGUGGCUGGCCAGACAACCCGCUGGUCUACUGCGACGGAAACGGAUGCACCGUUGCAGUACACCAAGCGUGUUACGGGAUUGUUACUGUUCCAACGGGACCUUGGUAUUGCAGGAAAUGCGAGAGUCCAGAUUCUAAAGGAAAAGUUAGAUGUGAGCUCUGCCCGUCAAAGUCGGGCGCCCUCAAACGGACGGAAACUGAUGGAUGGGCGCACGUCGUAUGCGCUCUCUACAUACCUGAGGUCAGGUUUGGAAAUGUCACGUCUAUGGAACCCAUAGUGCUCCGGCUUAUACCACAAGAGCGUUAUAACAAGACAUGUUAUAUUUGCCAAGAUUUGGGUAAAACACACCGCGCUACUGUUGGAGCUUGCAUGCAAUGCAAUAAAUCUGGUUGCAAACAGCAAUUCCACGUGACUUGUGCACAAAGCCUCGGCUUGCUUUGCGAAGAAGCCGGAAAUUACUUGGAUAAUGUAAAAUAUUGCGGCUAUUGCCAGCACCAUUACAGUAAACUGAAAAAGGGCGGUAACGUGAAGACGAUCCCGCCGUACAAGCCGAUAUCCCACGACAGUCAGUCUAGCGACUCUAGCGGCGAGAAGGACGGCGAGUCCUCGCCUAUGGCCAGUGGCAGCGCCACGCCAACACAUACCGGUAAAACAAAAGGGCCCGGACGAAAGUCGACGCACAGCAGUAGUGCGGCUUCAGGAAAAAAUACCCCAAACGCGUCCAAGACCCCUGCCAGUUCUGCGCAGCCCAUGGAGACAAAUCAAGAGGCGCCAGAGCGGUCGCCGGUCAGCCGAAAACACAAAAGCGGCGAUAAAAGCGGCAAAUUGCAUCACUCAUCAGAUAAGAAGAAACCCUCUCCGUCGCGCCGCGGCUCGUCUGCAGGAGACGGCGGAGGCUCCGGGAGCAAGGCCAGCACCCCGGCACCCUCGCCGCAGCACAACUCCGACACACCACAAGCACAAGCCGCAAAACCAGCAGGUGGUUCGACGCCGUCCAGCGGUUCCAAGGCGACGCCGCCGGCCGCCUCGCCGAGCUCUAUCAAAGCGCCGGAGUCGGUGGGAGUGAUAAGCUCAGUCGCCUCCGCCGCAGCCACUGCCUCUGCCGCCGCUAUAGCUACUAGCUCUGCAUCGAACAGUUCAGUGGUGCAGACGUCUGCGCCCAAGACUUCGUACCAGGAGUCAGUAAUCACCAAUACGGAAUCGGUGGAUACCAAGCACACCAAGAAGAGGAAGGCUAUAGCCGCCGCCAACAACAACCAACCGAUCGACUACGCAGCCACCACACCGCCCACCGGGCCGUCAGGUUCCAAUUCUCAGAGCGGCAAUACUUGGGAAACACCUCUCGCGCCCUCCGAGGCACAGCUUGAGGGAGCAGAGAAAGUCAUCAAGAAGGCGAAGACAGAAGGCACAGAUCCUCACUCGCAGCACUUCUCAAGCAUCAGCCCCGCCCCGCCCCCGCCGCCGCCGCCGCCGGCGCACAGCCCCGCCUCCCAGCCAAGCCCUAGACACCUGCCAAGUCCCAUGCCAGGUCCAAGCGGCCUGAACCCGAUCUCCGCUAUCCGGUCGCCGUCACAGCCUCAGGGCGGGAAGGGCGACCGCGAACCGCCGGCGUCGCUGCUCGUGUCGGUGCCUCUGCCCUCCACAAGCCACGGACUCAACCUCACCGCGCACUCACAGGUGUCAGGCGCGGGGGAGAUGCACGGACCCUCACCUUACAUAUUCCCUCAGCCGCCGAAACAAGCUGCUACGGAACCCGGUAUCCCAGGGCAUUCUUCACACGCCGUGCCCACCCGCUCAUCCUGGAACAGUCUUCACGUGUCAUACGAAAUGCAAGACCCCAACAAGCCAGGAGACAGUGACAAGCCAGACCCUGGCGAGCAUCCGUCGCCCACCACAGGCGACACCGCCACCCAUAUAUCAGGAGACUAUUAAAGAUUCGCCGCCGAGCUCGCCAAGUUCAGAAAGGCCACUGAAACCAAAGAUGGAAUCAAAGAUCGGCGCGAGCUGCACCGCGCCGCACAUGCUGGGCAACGAGCUGAAUCCGGAGAGCGGCGCGGCGGCCCGUUUGCAGGAGCAGCUGAGCGCGGAGCUGGCGGCGCACGCGGCCGGCUCCGUCGGCGGCGACCCGCUCGUGCCUCCACCGCUCAUCAACAAGGCAGCGCCGGGUGCGGGCAACACCGCGGGACGCGGCUCGUCCAGCGCGCAGAGCCUCGACCAGCUGUUGGAGCGGCAGUGGGAGCAAGGCUCACAGUUCCUCAUGGAGCAGGCGCAACAUUUCGACAUAGCUUCGCUGCUGUCGUGUCUGCAUCAGCUGCGUACAGAGAAUGUGCGUUUAGAGGAGCACGUAGGCAGUCUGCUGCAGCGGCGCGACCACCUGCUCGCGGUCAACGCACGGCUAGCCAUACCUCUCACCACUGCUGGACCGGCCGAGCCCCCUCGCUGUCCCCGCGAGAACGGAGCGCAGGUGCGGCCACCGCCGCCGCCGCCCGUGCGCGCCGCUGAAACCAUCACCUCGGAACGCUCUCACCAGCUGAUGAUGCGUGAGGUGCAGCAAAAGCCUAGCUGAAAGGAGCCUAGCGGCGGAGGAGGCAGCGGCGCCGGCGUCAUCGCCGGGUACGGCGCGGUGGGCCGAGCCGGCCCCAGCAGAAACGCCGUUGUAGCUAGCCCUAUGGGUGGCGCGAUGCACAGUGCGAUGAGUAGCGCCAUGAGCAACGUGAUGAACAGUGCGAUGACCAGUGCCAUGAGUUACGCGAUGAACCAUGCGCUCAGCGGUGCCAUGAGCGGAGUUAUGGGCGGGCCGAUGGUCGGAACAAUAGGUGGCGGCAUGAUCCCUGUUAUGAGCCCUGCUAUGAGCUAUCCUAUGUUAACCGGUUUGAAUUAUCCCAUGAACAAUGUUGUACAUA